AUGAGGUACAUCUACUCCCAGGAAUCGCUGGACAUCCCAGAGGGCGUCAAGGUCACCAUCAAGACCCGCAAUGUCACCGUCGAGGGACCUCGUGGCAAGCUCACAAAGGACCUGGGACAUUUGGCAGUCGCAUUUUCCCACCCCGAGAAGAACAAGAUCAACAUUGAGCUUCACCACGGAUCCCGCAAGAACGUCGCCACACUCCGAACUGUUCGCACGCUCAUCAACAACUUGAUCAUCGGUGUCACCAAGGGUUUCCGCUACAAGAUGCGAUACGUCUACGCCCAUUUCCCCAUCAACGUCAACCUCGACAAGGACAACGAGACCGGACUCUGGGAGGUUGAGAUCAGAAACUUCUUGGGCGAGAAGAUUGUGCGUAAGGUCAAGAUGCAGCCAGGUGUCGACGUUGAGGCCAGCAAGAACGUCAAGGACCAGCUCGAGCUUACGGGUAACUCCCUCGAGGCCGUCUCACAGUCUGCUGCAGACAUCCAGCAGAAGUGCAGAGUCCGUAACAAGGAUAUCCGAAAGUUCUUGGACGGUCUGUACGUAAGUGAGCGUGGCAACAUCGAGGAUGCAGAGUAA
Molecule: messenger RNA, 582 nt
Organism: Ramularia collo-cygni
Lineage: Eukaryota; Fungi; Ascomycota; Dothideomycetes; Mycosphaerellales; Mycosphaerellaceae
Product: probable ribosomal protein L9.e.c14
Exons: 3
Coding region: 1-582 (193 amino acids)
Biological process (GO): cytoplasmic translation
Cellular component (GO): ribosome; cytosolic large ribosomal subunit
Molecular function (GO): rRNA binding; structural constituent of ribosome
Source: RefSeq, a predicted model, not a curated record